Messenger RNA from Anopheles cruzii, 1407 nucleotides. RefSeq names its product amyloid protein-binding protein 2-like. Gene Ontology annotation, biological process: intracellular protein transport. The coding region runs from base 1 to 1407 and encodes 468 amino acids. Gene Ontology annotation, molecular function: protein binding. NCBI's taxonomy places the organism in Eukaryota, Metazoa, Arthropoda, Insecta, Diptera, Culicidae. The record is from RefSeq and is a predicted model, not a curated record. The transcript has a single exon.
AUGGGCCACGUGGCAAAGUACUGGCCGCUCUGCGACGCUCACCUGGACACACCGCGAGCUGGUCCACGUAACCCAGCGCACCUUCAGCGGCUCGCGCUGGAGGCGCUGGUGAGGGCUUUCUCCAGAUAUCCACGGUGCCGCCGGCGCCGGUUGGUCAUCGAGCAGCUGCCCCUCUUCAUGCGCCUCGAUGCGAUCGAAGACAUGUGCGACUAUCUGUCGCUGCUCGACGUCCAGCUCGAGCUACUGUCCGAUCCGCUGCUCGUCAGUGACGUCAUCCGGCGGCUACCCGGCGAGCGAACGAAGCUGAUCCGCUGCCUGCAGUGGCUGGAGAGCAACAAGAAACCGCUGAUCGCCCAGCUGUGCCGGAGGUACAUGGCGCUGUACGAAGCGGAUCAGAUCGAAGCAGCCGCUGGUGUCGACUGUUGGGUAGGCCAGCGUAUUGGAGUGUUCCUUACCGAGACCGGUUGGCUGCAAGAUGGGGCCACCAUUCUACACAUCGCCCGCCUGCAAACAACACCCGGUUCGGACGAGGAGUUGGCCGUAUCGCUUCAUCUGCUGCGGGCGCAAACGCUCGGCGGUAAUCUGAUCGACGCCCGUCAGUCCUACGACCGGAUCACGGCGUGGAUGAUGUCGGCUUCGAGCGCCGCGUUCCGGCGGUCCCUGGUGAAGCCAUCGUUCGGCGGGUCUCCUAGCGGACCGGAAGCGACCCAUGAUCUGGCGGCUGCCGUUCAUCUGGCCCUGUCGCUGUAUCAGCUGGAGGUUUGUGAGGUUUCGCUCAGCUACCACUACGCGGUGCUGGCGUUGGAGCUGCUCAGCGAGUCAGCUUCGCACCGGUUGGUCAUCGACGUGUGCCGUCAGUUGGCUCGCGCUUGUCUGGCGCGACAGUUUUACGCCAAAGCCAACCACUUGCUGCGCCAAGCCAUUGCCCGGGCGGGCGAGUGGUUCGGCAAGCAGAGCGCUCAGUACGCGGAGACCCUCGAGGACUACGCGAUGUAUUUGCUGGCGCGCGACAACGUGACCGACUGUGUGAACGUGUUCUCGGAGGCCCAGCAAAUCUAUCUGCGGCUUUACGGCUCACGGAACUUGCUGCUUGCGCAUGCCCAGGGAAACAUCGUGUUCGGGCUGUGCCUCCAGGCGUACGUCAUCGGUCGGGUGGACCAGGCGAUGCACCACGUCGAGAAGACGAUGGCCAACUUCGCGCGCAUCCUGCCCGCCGGGCAUCGGUUGCUGGUGCAGGGACGACGGUUACGAACGACGAUGGGACUGCUGCUGUUCGGGCUGGACACAGGCAGCCGAUGGACGCACGAAGACGAGCACGGCCAGGAUUUGCAGAGGGUCGAGAAGUUGAGCGAGAAAGAACGGGCUCUACCGGUAGGCGCUUUGCGCCGUGGGUUCUACCUUUGUUAG